Messenger RNA from Dermacentor albipictus, 1548 nucleotides. The record is from RefSeq and is a predicted model, not a curated record. NCBI's taxonomy places the organism in Eukaryota, Metazoa, Arthropoda, Arachnida, Ixodida, Ixodidae.
UUUUAUUUUUCUUAAGUAAAGUAUACGCUCGCCACGUAGUAUAUAUAAUAUAUGAAAAAAAGAACACCUAGACGAGGGAAUCUUCCACUCGCUUUAAAGAUACACACGCAGCAAAUAAAAUCAAAACCACACAAGGACUGCCUAUCCAUAAAAGAGACGUACGUGCUGAACGCUUGAGUGUACACGAACGCUGCAGCUGCGAUAAAAAUAAAAACCCACGUGAUGCAACCGACAUCCGUUCGCACGGCAGAAGACUUCCGGACUUACGAAAGACAAACUGCCAUGCCAUCCGCAGAAGGCACGGCGAGGCAGUUAUUUCUUCAUCUUGUCCUCUUUUGUUGUUGCUGUUGUUUUCGUCCUCGCAAGCCCCACUAGGAUCUUUCUUGUUUUUGUUUUCAGUUUCUAUCACGGCGUGGCCCCUUCGAUACGGCGAAGAGGGGGGUCAGCGUCCUGAGGGAGCGCGCGAAUCGCGGCUAGCCCUCCGGAAUCACCGUCCACGUCCGCUGGUGUGCCCGAGACACCUUCAACGGCGGCUUCGGCUGUGGCCCCGGCUGCGGUUCCGGCUGUGGCACCGGCUGUGGCCCCGGCUGUAGCCCCGGCUGUCGCACCGGCUGCGGCUCCGGCUGUGGCCCCGGCUGCGGUUCCGGCUGUGGUCCCGGCUGCGGUUCCGGCUGUGGCACCGGUUGCGGCUCCGGCUGCGGCUCCGGUCCCUGCGCCGGAGGAAACUCCCAGCGACGAUGGCGAGGACGAGCUGACUGAGCGCCAGACGUUGUCCAAAGCCGCCACGCUACUGUGCCGGACCAGCCCGCGCGGAAAGAACGACCCGAACGUGCGUGGAUUCGCCUAUACGAACAACCGCUGCGUGGCGCUUUGCCGCAAUGGCUACGGGAUCCCUUGGAGACAGUCGUUCACCGCGCAGACGCCGUGCGGCAGUGGAAUGGUGUGCGUCAACAGGGAGUGUAUGCAAGCCGGAACCAGUAAGGACAUGCAGACGUGCACCACCAUCUUCAACCAGAGCCGCCGCAGGUACCGGCAGCUGUUCAACGCCCGCGUCGAGGCUGGGGUGAUCUCCGCCUGCCGACUCCGGUGCUACAAUCCCAACACGGCUGAAUCCCUGCGCGUCAACAGGGAUGAUGGCGAGAGGUGUCAGAACCGCCUCUACGAAGGCACCUGUCGUGGAGGCAUCUGCCGGUCUCCGAACGAUGCCAUCGCGGCGAUCGGGUCGGUCGUCCCGAUCCCGUACCAGGAGGUCGACGCUUUCUCCAGGCCCGACGACCAGGGCAUCCAGGUCGAGGAGCCCGGGUUCGGCGAGGAGUUCGACCACGACGGCUUCCACUCGGACCGCUUCCAAGAAAGCCUCGGGCAAAGGCCCCAGCAGACACCCUUCUCCGCCCAGCCGGCGCCUGCCGUGGUCCAGGCGACCAACGGCACGGCCGGGGUUUGACCGGCGCGGUCCAACGCGGUGCACCUCGAGUGCCUUCCACUAUUUAUGACUAUUUAUAUGAUGACUGCAUACCAAAUAAAGAGCAAACUCUCUGCGUAUAAAGA